Molecule: messenger RNA, 3380 nt
Organism: Aaosphaeria arxii CBS 175.79
Lineage: Eukaryota; Fungi; Ascomycota; Dothideomycetes; Pleosporales
Product: alpha/beta-hydrolase
Exons: 4
Coding region: 286-3204 (972 amino acids)
Molecular function (GO): hydrolase activity
Source: RefSeq, a predicted model, not a curated record
CUCUCCCGCCCUCAAUACCUCCUGUUUCCACAUGUCUCACUACUGUUAUUUAUUGAGUCCUUUUCACAUCUGACCACUUUUCAGUCGGACUGCGAGUCUGUCCUAUAUACAUCUUUCCUUAAUCACCACUUUCCAUUGUCGUUACACGUGGUCCUAGUAUGCAGUUGUCAGUUACUCGCACCAAUUCUCGAAUUACUUGACCAUAACUCGCCGAGUGCAGCUCUUGUGCUUACCUGAAAGACGAAUCGAUAACCUGAGUACCCGAUCAGUCGCAUACUUAACACCAUGCCUGUGAACACUGUCUCAGUAGCUACUGCCGUCACCCCAACAGUAAUCGAAACGUAUAUCUCGCAUUAUCUGAAUCGCAGGCCGCUGCGACAGAAACCAACCGCGCAUAUCUCGUACCACGAGGGCCUCGCGCUUAUUCGCCGGUUCCUGCACUAUGCCUCCUUUCACACCGUCGAGGAAAUACAAGCUUUCACCUCACAAUGGGUUCCGGUCCCGCAUUGGGUUUAUGUCAAGGAGGUCGAGAUCCAGUCAGCCCAGCUUACCCGCGCAGCCGAACACAUCCAAGCGCAACUCGGACCCGAGGGCACCAAGGAGGUCGGAGGAAAGGCAUGGUGGCAAUGGCGACGCGAGAAAUCAACUCUCAAGGCUGAAUGGAUAGAGAUGCGAAAGGACCACGAUGAGCGCAAGAAGGCUGGCCAGCUAAAGGGUCAGCGCAUCAUGCUCUAUGUCCACGGAGGCGCGUACUACUUUGGAAGUGUGGACGAACAUCGCUACCAGAUGCAGAGACAUGCACGCAAGUUGAGGGCGAGAGUACUAGCACCUAGGUACAGACUUGCGCCGCAAUUUCCGUUUCCCUGUGGUCUUCAUGAUUGUCUCGCGGCAUAUUUGUAUUUGUUAGAUGAAGGCUUUAGUCCAUCUACAAUUAUAUUAGCAGGAGACUCUGCUGGAGGCGGAAUGGUAGUCAGCAUGCUGGUUACUCUGCGAGAUCAAGGAGUGCCUCUUCCUGCAGGCGCCGUUUUGAUCAGUCCAUGGGUGGACUUGACGCACUCGUUCCCCAGUCUCGGAGGGGAUGGGAAAAUGGAUUAUAUCCCUUCGCAUGGAUUUGUCCACAAGCCUAGCGUGAGCUGGCCACCCCCGAACGUAGAUGAUCUACUUGCACUUGAACGUGGGCAGCCCGCUAUCGGAGAUAAGGAAAAGACUCCGCGCAUGUCUUUGUCCAGAACCCCCAAGGAAGAGCGCGAGGCGCAGAAGGAAGAGAGAGCACAGCGUGUCCAUGGUUUCUCAGUGACUGAGUCCGAUCGACCGGAUAUGGAUGCUCUAAAAGCCAAAGAGGUGGCUGAAGACAUUUACGUAUCUCCAGACGGGAAGUAUAGCAUAGGCCCGGGAUCUACUCUGUCCGUCCAGCUUGAUACCACCCGGGUCGAGAUCAAAGACCAGAUUCAGAUGUACGCCUCCAAUCAUCUGCUCACACAUCCGCUAGUGUCGCCCGCUCUGCAACCCACAUUAGGAGGACUUCCGCCGCUGCUGAUCCAGGUAGGAGGUGGAGAACUGCUGCGUGAUGAACAGAUCUAUUUGGCGCACAAGGCCGCUCAACCAUUGGCAUACCUGCCUCCACCCUCUAACCACCUGACAGCGGAGGCUAUCGAAGCCCAAGCCGCUCGAUAUCGUCCAACAAAUGUACAACUGCAGGUAUGGGAUGACCUAUGCCAUGUUGCACCCACCCUCAGCUUCACGCGCCCUGCGAAAUACAUGUAUCGCAGCAUUGCUCAGUUCGGAGCGUGGGCGCUUGCUCGAGCGCAAAAGACCUCUAUCGAUAUCCUGGACGAUGACAGUAUUUCAUUUGUCAGUGGUGGCUCCUCGGUAUCCUCUGCUACCACACAGGCCGACAGCGAGCUGGCAGCAGAAGAUAUUAAGCUAUCAAUGCCGCAAAGCGCUCAGCACGUUGGCUUUGAAAGUGUUAACAAGAUAGACAAGGACCCUAGAGUGGGUAAAGCUGGCGAUCCUCUUCCGGCUUUUGAAAAUCACAUGAUUCGACAACGAGUAGAUCGUCACGGACACAUCCAGCCACUUGCACCUCGCGAAGAAUUUGCCGCACUCAACAUGGCUUGCAUCGAGAUUGGCGUACCAAAGCCAGGGCCCGUCGGUAAAUGGAUGGAAGCCCAAAAGACGUGGAACGGCAAAUUCGCGAAGGAGAAGUUAAAGAUUCAAAAGAAGAGAGUUAAAGACCUCGCAAAAGGAUAUGAGGGCUUCGAUGGAGAAACGCCACCUCCGACUGCAUUGGCUGGAAGACGGGUGAAGGGCUUCAAGGCCGUGAAGAGCAGGAAGAAGAAGAGUUGGGGAAUGGCACUUUGGAGCUUGUGGGGUAGCAAGCACGAUGAGAUGACCAUUGUGCGCGAGGAGAAGGCUGAACACGGCCCUGAUCAGGAGGCGUCAACGACAACCGCCCAGCCCACUGAUGGCGCGACUGACAAUGUCUCUACUGCCACCGACACACCAGCUCCCAAACUACCUGCUAAGUCGCCGCGCCGCACGUUCUCGCGAAAACGAGGCCUCUCGAUCCCUAAGGAUAUAUCUCGCUCGCGCUCUCGAUCACGCCACAGCACCGUCACUGAUAGAGGUCAAGCCCUCAACUCGGUGGAAGAUCUCAAUCAUCUCAACCACCUCGCACCUCCGAACCCUAACCUUGCAGAGGCGACGAAAUGCGCUCCCGAGCGACAUGCAAGCCCCUUGCCGUCGCCGCGAAGUGAGGCUGAGUCGUUCGCCGCUCCCGCGCCAGAUAUACGUGUAGAAGACAUGUCGCGCCCACAAUCACCUGAGACCUUGAUUCCUUCUACAGAUGGACUAAGCACAAGACCAACUCGAGGUGGAAUAGCAUACCCGUUCAGUUUGAGGGUAGAGGGUGAUGGUAGGGAAGUCAAUGCUAGUACGGUAACCCUGCAAAGUCUCAAUGUUGCCACGCCACUGGCAGACGACACCGAUCUAGAAAUUGAGAACGAAAAGACACCCGAGAUAGAACAAGAGCCCGGGGAGCGCCCUGGUAUGGAGCGUUUCGUAACGGCAGAUGUUGGGGAAUUGCUGUCCAAUAUGCCCAACACCGAGAAAAAUGUACAAGAACUGGAGAGGCCUGGGGUGGAGAGAUUUGAGACAGCACAAGAGGACCUGAAUACGCUAGCCAAUGGCACUGCAAAGGUUUAAAGCAGGGGGGAAGCGUAGUUGGCAUAGGUGGAGGAAGAUUGUUCUGCGUUAUUGAUACCCAUUCUUCAUUUUUACACGUAUACAGCUGUAUUACUUUUCUUGCGUACAUGGCCAUUACUUUAUAGCAUACAAUAUGUGUACAUUAACAUUGCAUAUCCGAUAAGAAAUAGUCCUGG